Prunus armeniaca (apricot) is the source of this 630-nucleotide messenger RNA. The record is from the annotation of a GenBank genome assembly. Lineage: Eukaryota; Viridiplantae; Streptophyta; Magnoliopsida; Rosales; Rosaceae.
AUGAUUUUCCCUAUCUUGUUCACAUUUUUUCUCCUCCUCUCCUCCUCCAAUGCUGCCGUGCAAGACUUCUGUGUUGCAGACUUGGCAGCUCCUGAAGGCCCUGCAGGCUUCUCUUGCAAAAAGCCUGCAAGUGUUAAAGUAAAUGAUUUUGUGUUCUCGGGCCUAGGCAUUGCUGGUAACACCAGUAACAUCAUCAAAGCUGCAGUCACCCCUGCAUUUGCUGCUCAGUUUCCUGGUGUCAAUGGCCUUGGCAUUUCCAUCGCCCGUCUAGACUUGGCGGUUGGCGGAGUUGUCCCAUUUCACACACACCCUGGAGCUUCAGAAGUCCUAAUUGUCGCCGAAGGGACAAUCUGCGCCGGGUUUGUUGCCUCAGAUAACACACCUUAUCUGCAAACUCUUGAGAAGGGUGACAUUAUGGUUUUCCCUCAGGGGCUGUUGCACUUCCAAGUCAAUGGAGGUGAGGCUCCAGCCCUUGCAUUUGCUAGCUUCGGGAGUGCAAGCCCGGGUCUCCAAAUUCUGGACUUCGCUUUGUUCAAAAACGAUUUGGCUACCAAAUUAAUAGGUCAGACUACUUUCCUUGACGCUGCUCAGAUAAAGAAACUGAAGGGUGUUCUUGGUGGUACUAAUUAA